CCCGUCUUCAACUCGACAUUGUCGUAUCCCUCUGGAUUCUUGACCCUCGGACACCUGUACAUCUCACCUGUCACCCAGCAGCAUCAUGGCAUCCACCCAAACAACGACGGCGACAGCGACAGCGCCAACACCAGCGACAUCACGUCCCAACGUCCUCGUCCUCCGUUCAGUCGACGACUCGCUCGAGGCAAAGCUUGCGCAGCGCAAACACAUCAAGGAGCGCUUGGCCGGCGCGUACCGUAUCUUCCAUCGGCUGGGGUACGACGACGGCGUAGCGGGUCACAUUACCGUGCGCGACACGGUGCGGCCAGACGCGUUCUGGGUCAACCCGUACGGCCUAGCCUUCGACCUGAUAACCGCCUCGUCCCUGCUGCUGGUCUCGCACGACGGCGAGGUGCUGGAGGGCGGGUACCCCGGCAACGGGCAGCUGUACAACGCGGCGGGGUUCACCAUCCACGGGGCGAUUCACGCCGCGCGGCCUGAUAUCCACGCCGCGGCGCAUAGCCACUCGCAGUUUGGACGGGCGUUCAGCGCUCUCGGGAGGAAUAUCGAUAUUGCGAACUGGGAGGGCGCGCAGUACGCCGAAACGGUCAAACUCUACGCGUCGUUCGGCGGCAUCGUCCUCGGUGACGAAGAGGGGCAGAACAUCACGCGCGCACUAGGCCCGCAGGGCAAGGGCGUCAUCCUGCAGAACCACGGUAUCCUCACUGCCGCGGGCACGGUCGACGCGGCCGUGCUCUACUUUAUGCGGCUGGAGAAGCUGUGCGAGGCGCAGCUCGAGUCGGACGCGGCCGGCGGCGGCGGGGUGCUCUCUGACGCUGAUGUGCACGCCGUGUUCUCCGAGCUCGGCAGCGAGGAGGAGGCGUAUAGACAGGCACAGGAGAUUUACGAGUGGCUCGAGGCGGAGGAGGGGGACGGGUACAAGGCGUAG
Molecule: messenger RNA, 931 nt
Organism: Vanrija pseudolonga
Lineage: Eukaryota; Fungi; Basidiomycota; Tremellomycetes; Trichosporonales; Trichosporonaceae
Product: class II aldolase/adducin family protein
Exons: 4
Coding region: 86-931 (281 amino acids)
Cellular component (GO): cytoskeleton
Molecular function (GO): actin filament binding
Source: RefSeq, a predicted model, not a curated record